Messenger RNA from Tripterygium wilfordii, 2251 nucleotides. RefSeq names its product synaptotagmin-3. The transcript is spliced from 12 exons. Gene Ontology annotation, molecular function: lipid binding. Gene Ontology annotation, cellular component: endoplasmic reticulum. The coding region runs from base 370 to 2031 and encodes 553 amino acids. NCBI's taxonomy places the organism in Eukaryota, Viridiplantae, Streptophyta, Magnoliopsida, Celastrales, Celastraceae. The record is from RefSeq and is a predicted model, not a curated record.
ACAGCUAUGACAAUUGACAAAUCAACGAAGGCGUAGUCUGGACUGGACUGGACUGUGUUCAAGUAGAGUAGUUGAUUUUGAAGAUUGUAUUGGAGCAAGUAUUAUCUCUUUGCAGGGAAACACAACAAGUGUGCUCUGUUUGGCGGUUUCGUUGGGACUCUGUCCAUUCGUUACGCUUCCCACGACGUACAAUACUUUUUCCAUUGGAUUUUACGCCGGCUUUCGCCUUCUCUUAUCUAUUUCUCUUCAUCAUUGUGUAUCUAUUUCAUAUAUAUUUCACAUAAACAUAUGUGUAUGCACUGUUAAUAUGUUUGUGAUCUGCUUUGUUAAGUUUUUGUUUUUUGGUGUUUUAGAGGUUGCAGGGAAAUCAUGGGAUUCUUGAGCACUUUUGUGGGAGUCGUUGGUUUUGGGAUUGGAGUUCCACUAGGACUCUUGGUGGGUUUCUUUCUCUUUGUAUACUCCCAGCCCAAAGAUGUUGAGGAUCCAGUUUGUAAGCCACUUACCGAGUUAGACGCCACUGCUUUGCUUGACGUUCUACCUGAGGUUCCAUUAUGGGUAAAGAGUCCUGAUUAUGAUCGUGUGGACUGGUUAAACAAGUUUGUGUCAGAUAUUUGGCCAUUCCUUGAUAAGGCAAUUUGUGCUACCAUAAGAAACACGGCAGAACCUAUGUUUGCGGAUUACACUGGAAAGUAUAUGAUCGAAGCAAUUGAAUUUCAGAAAUUAAGUCUAGGAACUCUACAUCCCACAUUUCAAGGUAUUAAGGUGUAUGAGACUAAUGAGAAGGAGUUGGUUAUGAAACCGGCAAUUAGGUGGGCUGGCAAUCCCAACAUUACUUUGGUUUUAAAAUUGAAGUAUUUUCGAAUUACAGUUCAGUUAGUGGAUUUGCAAAUAUUUGUAGCACCUCAGAUAACUUUGAAACCUCUGGUUUCAACAUUUCCAUGUUUUGCAAAAAUUGUUGUCUCUUUGAUGGAAAAGCCACAUGUGGACUUUGGACUGAAAAUAUUGGGAGGGGAUGUUAUGUCCAUACCAGGCCUCUAUCGCUUUGUCCAGGAAACCAUUAAAAAAGAAGUGGCAAGUCUUUACCUCUGGCCUCAUACUCUUGAAAUUCCUAUUCUUGAUGCUUCAAAAGGGGCCAUAAAGAAGCCUGUGGGCAUCCUGCACGUUAAGGUUGAGCGUGCAAUGAAGCUCUUGAAGAUGGAUUUUCUGGGAACAUCCGACCCUUAUGUCAAACUCAGCCUAACUGGAGAAAGAUUGUCAGCAAGAAAAACCACUAUCAAGAAGAACAACUUAAAUCCUGAAUGGAAUGAGAGCUUCAAGCUUAUCGUGAAAGACCCCCAGUCUCAAGUUCUUCAGUUACAAGUCUAUGACUGGGACAAGGUUGGUAGGCAUGACAAGUUGGGAAUGCAAUUAGUGCCCUUGAAACUACUUACUCCUCAUGAGACUAAGGAGUUAACUCUUGAUUUGCUUAAAAGUACCAAUGUGAGUGAUCCAAAAGACCAGAAGAAAAGAGGGCAAAUUGUGGUGGAGUUGACCUUUGUCCCUUUUAAAGUAGACAACGGUAGCUUUCAUGAAAUUCUUGAGAGAUAUGAAAGAAAGCAAAGUGGAAUUGACAGUUCAUCAGAUGAUGAGACUCUGAGUGGAGCAGGUCUACUCUCAGUUACAGUUCAAGGAGCAGAAGAUGUAGAAGGGGAGCGUCAUAACAAUCCAUACGCUUUAGUACUUUUCAGAGGAGAAAAGAAGAGAACAAAGAUGAUAAGAAAAACUCGCGACCCACGUUGGAAUGAAGAGUUCCAAUUCAUGCUUGAGGAUCCUCCUUUACAUGAGAAUAUCCGUAUAGAGGUCAUGAGCAAGCGAUCAGGCAUUAGUUUUCGUUCAAAGGAAUCACUCGGAUAUGUAGAAAUCAAUCUCACUGAUGUUGUGCACAAUGGACGUAUCAACCAAAAAUAUCAUCUGAUAGAUUCAAGGAAUGGACUGGUACAUGUUGAGAUAAGAUGGACAACCGUCGAGGAUCGGGACAACGCUACAGCUUGAGUAUUCUCCAUUUUCACAAAUAUACAAAUUGAUGAUACAGCAUGUUCUAGUAAAAGGCGCUUCCAUACAAAUUUCUUUGAGGUACUACUCUUGUACAAAAAAAGUUUCUGUAAUAUUGUACCUGUUUUGGAUUUUCUUUUCCCAUUGAUGAGGAUACAUGUUUUUUUACCUACUUAUUUAUGAAAAUGAUUGCAUCAACUUAGUUCUGCAACUUCUGAUA